Messenger RNA from Oncorhynchus mykiss (rainbow trout), 5821 nucleotides. Lineage: Eukaryota; Metazoa; Chordata; Actinopteri; Salmoniformes; Salmonidae. The record is from RefSeq and is a predicted model, not a curated record.
ACACCCUUUAAUAUGCAUGCUUAAUAACGAUGUAAAACAUUAAACGAGAUGUGUAUCUCUUUCUCGAAGGUUUUGUGAAUAAAUAUACGUUUUAAAUUAGGAUUCUGAUAUAAAAUGCUGUGAACUAGUUCUUCACUUUGUUUCUUGCUUCUUUAACUUAAACUGUAAAGAGAGCAUGUUUACAUGCUGCAGUGAUGUAGACUGGUUGGACUCGGCAAGGUGAGAGGCAAUUCAAACAGAGAGAGCUGCUGAUAAGGUUAUAGUUUUGAGUCUGAGCGAGCGUCAACAAAGUUUUGUUGUACUGUACAGACAUGAAACUAGGCUAGACAAAUUGUUAAAGUUAAUUAGACGGUAGUUUAAGUUUUCAGGCAGCUCGGUGGCAAUUAUAAUUCUGUAUUUCAUAUUACAGUACACCUACUGUAAUAUAAAUACGAUAUCGAAGCAAGUACUUAUGUAAUGACACACAGUACAAUAACGUUAAAUUGACUAUUAUACUGUAAUUACAAGGUAUUGGUGCAAGCAGGUUGGCUGCUAGGUAAACUGUUUACUCAUUACAGUAUAUUAAUGAAUAGUUGGUGUUUUAUAUCACUUGCACGUCUAGAGGCCGUAAGAAAGGCUUCCAAACUGGCAGCGAUUACAGGGAAAUGCAGACAAAAAGGACAUGGCAAGAUGCUCAACCAAUUAAGGUUUAAGACUUGUAGCCUUGUCCCUAUACACUUUAAAUCGACGGGGACAUAAUUGGUACAGCCUUCUCACUCACAGGUGUAACAAGUAAAGCAUCUUACGAGGCACACCUCAAAAAAAUAGUAAUAAGCCAGAAACAACAAUAACAUGCACACAUUAGGGGUCAAAAGGUUUUUGGUGUUCCAAAGAUAGGUACUGUAUUCUAUGGGAUGGAAUUACAGUCCCAUUUAAGAGACAGGAUUCUUUCCCUGGCCUCACCAUUUUCCCACAAAUGCACAAUAAAUGACAGUAUUCUGCAGUAAAACGUUUUAGAGUAUUUUACUGUUAUUAAUACUCCCAAAUUACCGUAUAAUAUACAGUUUUCCGUUGCAGUGCAACUGUACAAAAUGUGAGUAUAUUAUUUGGUAGACAAACAUUAAGCUAUCCGUUGACAGUUUAAAAUAGGGAGCUACAAAGGUCAGUCCUAAAUUACACUGACUGACUCCGAGCGCAUUGUUUCUGUCCGAAGCUAUGCCUGAUAGCAGAGUGACCACAACGUCCAGUUUACCUUUCCUAUUGUCGGAUAUGAUUUAGUGAUGAAUGCCGAGCUUGAGGAGGGGAACCCGUUCUGAUUCUAGGGUGUCAUGUAUACUAAUCCUGGACCGAGUGAACAGUUUUCCCUGUGGUGGAACCCUCGCCUGUCUUUGUCAGUCAAGUCUGUGUGCACUUUGCUAGGCUGUCAGAAGGUAGAGCCCACCUGACCCACAACCCAGAUCCAUCAGAAGACCCUCUCAGAGAGCCUGGUCAGCAGUCUGGAGAAGCCAUGGAGAGGAAUGAGAGGUCCACCCCCGUCCCUGGCAAAGAGAAAGAGGUGGAUAUCAUCAAUAUCAAGGGCAUCGAGGAUAUAGGCUAUGUUCAGCCGGAUUCCAUACUCCUAAACUGCCUGACACCUGAGGAGAACACAGGAUGUCAGCAUGGCCUGUACUUUCAGGACGGAGAGAGGCGGGUGGACUACAUCCUCACCUACCACAUCAAAAAGCCCAGCAGCUCGCGCUCCAACCGACAGUCCUCCCGCUUCACUGACAACGCCUUUACACGGAGCCUCCGCCGUGGGACAGCCAGGCUGGGACGAGCGCCACCCCCUCAGCCCAGAGGUGACCCGGAGGUGGCCUCCCAAGACCACAGCAUGGACUACCACGUGGACGACAAGCGCCUCCACCGGGAGGAGUUUGAGGGCAACCUGAGGGAUAUGGGCAUUGAGCUGGAGAAGGAUGAGGAUACUAAAACUCCAGGUGUGGGCUUUGUGAAGAUUCAUGCUCCAUGGCAUGUGCUCUGUCGAGAGGCAGAGUUUAUGAAGCUCAAGAUGCCCACGAAAAAAGUAUAUGAAAUGAAGCAGAGUACGGGUGUUGGGGCGAAGAUCAACACAUUGGUAAACAAAGUGACAGAACCUCUCUAUCCCAACGUGGAGGAUAACAGGACACACAAUGUUAAGCAUCUCUCCUACAUGUUCUCCAGGGAAAAACAACACUUGUUUGAUUUAUCAGACAGAGACUCCUUCUUUGAUAGUAAAACAAGAGCUUCAAUAGUUUUUGAAGUAUUGAAACGUACAAAAUGCACAAAGGCUAAGUAUAGUAUGGGGUUCACCAGCCUGCUAGGGAGUGGAGUCUACACAGAUGCCUAUCCACUACAUGAUGGAGAUUUGGAUGGUGAAAACGUUGAGCCCAAUGAUAGGAAGCUCUUGUAUGAGGAGUGGGCGAGUUACAGUGUAUUUUACAAAUACCAACCUAUCGGGCUAGUAAGGAAGUACUUUGGGGAGAAGAUAGGGCUGUACUUUGCAUGGCUGGGGCUGUACACCCAAAUGCUGAUCCCUGCUUCUCUAGUGGGAGUCAUCGUGUUCCUGUACGGCUGUGCCACCGUAGACGACAACAUUCCCAGCAUGGAGAUCUGCCACCCCAAGAACAACAUCACCAUGUGCCCGCUGUGUGACAGAGCCUGUAGUUACUGGAAACUGAAGGAAGCCUGCGGGACGGCCCGGGCCAGCCAUCUCUUUGACAACCCUGCCACCGUCUUCUUCUCCAUCUUCAUGGCCCUCUGGGCUGCCAUGUUCAUGGAGCACUGGAAGAGAAGACAGAUGCGUCUCAACUAUGAAUGGGAUCUGACAGGCUUCGAGGAGGAGGAGGAAGAGCUGAAGGACCACCCACGAGCUGAGUACGAGCUCCGAGUCAUGCAGAAGUCCCUGAAGAAAGAACACAAGACACAGAAGAACCCUACAGAGAUAGCAGAAGAAACCACAAACAAAUGGAAGCAAACAGUUCAAUCUGCCAUGGCUGGGCUAAAACUGACAGAAAAAGAAAAGCUGACGUGCAGAGACCGGUUACCAGCGUACAUGACCAACGUCGUCAUGAUGCUUUUGAUGAUCGGGGUAACGUUUGCCAUAGUGUUCGGAGUCAUCCUUUACCGGAUAUCCACCAAGACAGCGCUGCACAUGAGCAACAACCCCACCACGCGGUCCAACGUCCGUCUGACGGUCAAAACCACCGCUGCCAUCAUCAACCUGGUGGUCAUUCUGAUCCUAGAUGAGGUGUACGGAGCUGUCGCCCGCUGGCUCACUGUCCUCGAGGUUCCAAAGACAGACAAGAGCUUUGAGGAGAGAUUGAUAUUCAAAACGUUCAUCCUAAAGUUUGUGAAUGCCUUUACCCCCAUCAUAUACAUAGCAUUUUUCAGAGGCAGGCUUGUUGGUCGACCUGGAAGUUAUCUUUAUGUGUUUGAGUCGUAUCGAAUGGAAGAGUGUGCUCAUGGAGGAUGUCUGAUGGAGUUGUGUAUUCAGCUCAGUAUCACCAUGUUGGGAAAGCAACUCAUCCAGAACAAUUUAUUUGAGAUUGGCAUUCCGAAGCUGAAGAAGCUGAUAAGGUACAUCAAGUCCAAGAGAAGGUCCUUCCAGGAAGAGGAGAGAGAGAAGAAGUUACAGCGCUAUGAGACGGACCACUUCCUAGAGCCCUUCGCAGGCCUCACGCCAGAGUACAUGGAGAUGAUAAUCCAGUUUGGGUUUGUGACCCUGUUCGUGGCAUCGUUCCCGCUGGCCCCACUUUUCGCCCUCCUUAACAACAUCAUCGAGAUACGCCUGGAUGCCAAGAAGUUUGUGGCCGAGCUCAGGAGGCCAGUCGCUGCAAGGGCAAAAGACAUUGGAAUAUGGUACAACCUUCUCCGAGCUGUGGCUAAAGUGGCCGUCAUCAUAAAUGCGUUUGUGAUCUCCUUCACGUCAGACUUCAUCCCGAGGCUGGUCUACCAGUACAUGUACAGCCCAGACGGCUCCAUGCACGGCUUUGUCAACCACACCCUGUCCUACUUCAACGUGAGCAACUUCCAGGACGGUAAAGAACCUAUGGACCCACAGCAUCAGGUGGAGAUGUGUAGGUAUAAAGACUACAGGGAGCCCCCAUGGUCCAACACACCCUACGUCAUCUCUAAAGAGUUCUGGGCGGUCCUGGCUGCCAGACUGGCCUUCGUCAUCGUCUUCCAGAAUGUGGUGAUGCUGAUGAGUGACAUCGUGGACUGGCUGAUCCCAGACAUCCCUAAAGACAUCAGCCUUCAGAUCCACAAGGAGAAGAUCCUGAUGGUGGAGCUGUUCAUGAAGGAGGAACAGGGCAAGAUUCAGUUCAUAGACAGCAUGAUGCCUUGUGGUGGCAAGGAGAAGCGCAACAACCAUGCCCCUAUAGCCCGCUCACGCUCCAUCCCACACACACACAGUCACACACACGCCAACAACUUCUAGCAGCUACUGUAAGGUGUAGCCUAGCUAGCCAGGCAAAGGGUUACUACUGUCUGUAUCCUUUUCCUUGUGCAGACAUUCCAUAGAAAGGGAGAGGUGCUCCCUGCAAGAUGUUGUUGAGGCCCAACGAGGAGAAACAGAAACUGUUCCAGUUCUCAAUACCUAUCUGUCAAACCUCUCAGUGAAUAACUAGCUAACUAGCUAACUGCCAACAAGUUAACUAACUGCCAACUACUGGGGUCAUGGGCUUAGAGGUCGCAAAUAUGCCAUUUAGCUAACGCUUUUAUCCAAAGCGACUUAUAGUAGUGCAAAUUAUAGCGGACCAUGUUCAAUGAGAGAAAAACGUUUUUUUUGUUUUUUUUCUCCUUUGCAUAAUGCUGUCAAGAAAAUGUAUUUUGUAACAUGCUUUACAGUACUGUAUGUCUGGCAUACAAGGUAUUUCUAUGUUUGCCUCUUUUUAAAAGGAUGUAGAUGAUACGUUAUCCUUUACUGUUAUGACUCAACCAUGUUCAUGGUGCGAACAAUCACUCUCGGAAUACGCUACAUGUUUUGUUCAAUUACAACAGAUUUAUUUUCUUUCUUAAUGUGCUUUGUUCUCAAAAUUAAUAUUUUUUAUUUACAUAUUUUAUUGAUUAUAUUUUCAUCGAUUAAACAUUUAAAAAGUAAUUGGAUAUUAUGAAAUGUAUGUGUGUAGAGCAGAUAAUAUAAUCUUAUUCUUAAAUGGGUGACAUGUUUUUUAUGUCUUUGAUACAAAGAUCUCAAAUGGUAUUAGCUACCAAGCUCAUUAUUAGUUAACAAGCUGAAAGUUGAGGGCUGUUUGUGGGCUCCCAUGCUACCAUAGAGUUAAAGCAGUUAUUACAUGGACUGUAUUAUAGCAUAAGAGUCAAAAGGCUCUGUUUAACAGAUACUUCUAAACAUAGUAAAAUAGGUUGAAUUACUUUACUUCAGAGCAUAAUAAACUCAGCAGUGUUACAAAUAUCCCCUGUUAUAAAAUGCACAGUUCAGGCCAGUCUAUCCCUGCCAUAAUACAGACUGAUCCUCUAUGGCUUCUUUUCUGCUUCAAAGCCAGGCAGGAUAUUAUUUUUGAAACUGUACUUAAAACUGUAUAUUGUUUACACUUACUUCUGUCUACUGGAUAUACUAAGAAAUAUAAUAUUUCUCGUUCUUUACUUGCCGUUCUUCAGAAGACAAGGACACUUUGAUCCUUUUAUAUGUCAAACUAAUGUAUUCAUACAAAAGUGAACAUCAUUUCAUAGCAGCAUAUUUUACUGUAUUGAUACCGACUAUGUUGUAAAUGUUUAGGAGAUCUGCCUAUUCUUAUUUGAUGUGACGUUGAAUAAAUAAUGCAUUAAAUUGAAUGUAAACAAUAAAUAUAUGUUGCUGUGGGUA